AUGGCGCGCUGGGUGUGCUUCCUUCUGAUCGCCCUGGCAGCCGGGCUCCGAUCCAAGAGCGAUUUGGCCUGGCCCUGGGAGGAGCACCCGGCGAGUUCGGCCCUGGAGCUUCAAGAGCUGCUCUUAAUUUCGCUGGCGCAGAGCAGCGCAGCUGAGGCCACCAGGGAAGAGCCCGGCGAUGCACACGAGGGGACGCUUAGAGAGCGGAUUGCCCGGAUCAGGAAGGACUGGCAGAGUGCCAGCGCAACCGCUUGCCAUCAACAGCUUGGGCGGUUGAUAAAUAACCUCACGCUUGCGUGCGACGGCUUGCAGCCGAAAGCCGACUGGAUUCUCGACUACUACGUGCCGGCCUUUCCGAACAAGACUUGUGCCGACAGCGUCAGCGACAUCUUCGCACUAGGAAGCGAAUUGGUGGAAACCCUCCGUGUCUCCAGAGAUGCUGUAGCUUCCGCGGAUGUGGCCGGCGAAGAUCUCCGUCGAUAUCAAGCACUCUCCUUUUUGCGGAGCUGGCUGGUGAAGCUGACCGAGACCCGUCAUCAUGCACUGCUUUGGGCUGGCUUCUGGGACGGUGACGCCGAGAACCGAACGACGCAGGAGAAGCUGUCCAAUUUUGCCAAGGCAAUAGAGCACGCGACCUUGCACCCUGACAGCUUUUUGGGCCAAGCCAUCGAGGCGAGCGAGAACCUCGAUUCCUGCUACGAGGACCCCCAGACCAGUGCGCUUGCAGGGAACAUGUGGUCCAUUGCAAGCAUGAGCUUCGUGCUCGGGAUGCGCGAAAAGGCACAAGGAACCGUCAUCGCGCUGGUCAACAAACAGAUCACGGGCGAGCGUAACUUGUCGCAGUCCGUGCUGUCCACGCAUGAAAUCCCAACUCUGGGGCUCGCAGCCUGGGGCCUCGGGUUCUGGUCUCCCAAAGUGCUGGUCGUGGACCUCAUGGGCACCUGCGACAAAACGAGCCCGGCGCUGCAGAAGCGGCUACUCGCCCGCCUGCCCUCUUGGGCCAAGUCCGUGACGAACUGGAGCCCGGAAGCCUUCGCGAUGCGGUCGCGGCUCCGGUGGCAGUGCAUCGACUGCUCGGGCGCUUGCAGCCUGGACGCGGCCUUCGCAGCGCAUGUGGAGAAGCUGGUCAAGGCCAAGGAGCAGCAGGACCGGAAGGACCAAGAGCUCCUCCAGGUCGUGAGUCCACAACUCGCCCGCCAAGCCGCUACCGGGUUCCGCCGAGAGGAGGUGCGCCUCGCGGACAAGAUGAUUUUGCGAUUCUCACAUUUCAAAUUUUCACGAAGGGUGAACAAGAAGAUGUACGAACACAGGAAGGCGCUGUACGCGGAGCAGCAGGUUCUGCGCGAGAAGGCGAAUAAACUUGUUGCAGGAGAGGCACACACCAGCCAGCAUCUUCGGGUGGAGCAGCUGCUUCACCAGAAUGCGGAUCCGAGCUCUCUGGAUCGGCUCGGCCGCACAGCCCUCAUGGAAGCUGCUUUCAGUGGCCACCUGAAGGUUGUCGAGGCGUUGCUGAAGGCCGGAGUUCCGCUGGAAGCCCGAGAUGAAAGAGGCAGAACAGCCCUCCUCUGGGCUGCAGGGAGGUCCAUCGUGGACGAUGUCGAUGCUCUGGUGACGGCAGGAGCGGACCUGGAGGCCCGCGAUGAGUCUGGCGAAACAGCCCUCAUGUUCGCUGCACAGCGCGGCAGCUUGGAGGUGGUGGAGGUCUUGAUCAGGGCCGGAGCCCAGCUGGAGGCUUCUUGUAGGCACGGAACAGCUCUCACUGUCGCCGCAGAACAUGGCCGUUUGAGGGUCGUCGAGGUGUUGCUGAAGGCCAGAGCCCAUCUGGAGGCCCAGGAUAAGGAAGGCAAUACAGCCCUCAUGUGGGCUGCAGCAAGCGGCCAUCCGAAGGUGGUCGAGACCUUGCUUACGGCCGGAGCCCAGAUUGAGGCCCGCAGUGAACUUGGCGAAACAGCCCUCACUUGGGCUGUGGAUGCAGGGCAGCUGCAGGUGGUCGAGGCCUUACUGAAGGCAGGAGCCCAUGCAGACGCCCUCGACAAGAAGCUCGCACAAGAGAACGGGCACCUACAGAUUGCGGACAUUCUGUGUAAAACUAUCGAGAACAUCAAACUUUGUUCGUCUGAAUGA
Messenger RNA from Symbiodinium sp. CCMP2592, 2124 nucleotides. Lineage: Eukaryota; Dinophyceae; Suessiales; Symbiodiniaceae. The record is from the annotation of a GenBank genome assembly.